UCACUAUCAGUCGAAUAACAUACCAAUGCGGUGUUCGUCAAAAUAUCAACCACCAAUAAGGGACAGGUCCGCAAAUCCACAGCACACCCUAAUCCCCAAUCCUUUUCUUCAAAUACAGAACGAAUUCUCAAGCAAAACUCAAACUGAGAAAAAUAAAUAAAUAAAUAAAAGAAGGAAAUGGCGAGGGCUCUGAGGUUGAAGAUCACGAUGAUAAACCUGCUGUGUUUGCUGGUAAUCUGCGGGGCAAUCGAAUCGCCGCAGUACGAGGUGGUACAUGCUGAAUCCGAUUUCGAAAUCAGACUCUACCGAAACGCCACGUGGAUGUCUGCAACCGUCAACGACCUUUCCUUCCAAAAAGCCACCUUAUUUGGCUUUCACAGAUUAUUCCAGUUUACACAAGGUGCGAAUCUGAAUUAUUCUCGGGUAGCCAUGACGUCUCCCGUGGUGACAAGCCUAGUCCCAGGAGCUGGGCCACUGCACUCAUCAGCCUAUGUGGUCCGAUUUUAUUUGCCUGCUAAGUUCCAGCACAGUUUACCAACGCCACUUCCGGAACUGAACCUGGAACCUUACACAUGGGAAUCUCACUAUGUUGUUGCCAGGAAGUUUUCAGGAUUUGCUACGGAUGAUAGCGUGCUCAAAGAGGCUGUGGAGCUGGCUAGUAGUUUGAGCCUGUCUCCAUGGGCCAACGCUACUAUUGCUACUGACUACGCUUAUUCUAUUGCCCAGUAUGAUCCACCCUUCCAGUUUAUUGGUAGGGUCAAUGAAGUGUGGGUGGAUGUUAAUGCUUCUGUGUUUGUUGGCUAUGCUGGAAAAGCAACGUUUUGAAAAUUAUUGACGAAUCAAAACAAGGAUAGCUUCUUGGGUGUUUUCUGCUUGUGUGUGGAAGUGAAACUAGAAUCAAACACUAUCAUAUUAUCAUGUUGUAUUCAGUUUUUCUUAUGUGUGAAAUUUCUGAUGUAAUUGUAUGCUAAAAAUAUCAAUAAAAUGCAAUUAGUAGCAUACGUUUUAGUAGUAAA
Molecule: messenger RNA, 1016 nt
Organism: Durio zibethinus
Lineage: Eukaryota; Viridiplantae; Streptophyta; Magnoliopsida; Malvales; Malvaceae
Source: RefSeq, a predicted model, not a curated record